AUGUCCGAGCUAGGAGUAGCAGUAGGACAAAAGAUCGAACUGGCCGAUGGCUCCGGGAGGACCGCCUUUGUCCGCUAUGUCGGCGAGACCGCUUUCGCGCCCGGCACCUGGGUCGGCAUCGAGCUCGACGAGCCCUCGGGCAAGAAUGACGGCAGCGUCCAGGGCGAGCGCUACUUCAACUGCGAGAUGGGCUACGGCAUGUUUGUGAGGCCGACCACUUUCAAUUCUCCUACGAGGUCACCUACGAAACAGCUCGCCACAGCUUCGUCCAGCGGGAAUCCUUCACGCAGCGGAACACCAUCCACAACCACCAAGCCGGCCGGACCCACCACUCGAACACGCCCCUCUCUUAGUACGAGUCGACACUCGAUGGGGCCACCGCUGACUCCAACUACGCGAACAACUAGGAAACCUUCCGUAUCGUCUGUCGGUACCAGACCUUCGAUAGGCGCCACAAGGGCGGUGGGCGGUAGGGCAUCCAUGUCCGCGAGGUCGUCUACAAACCGCCUCUCCGACCCCAGAGAAUCGACUGGCUCGGUGUCUUCAGUAGGAAAGUCCGGUUUCAAGAGAGGUAGUGCCUCGCCUCGCAGUAGUGAUGAAGACCUGUCGGCCUCUCCUGUGCCCGCUAGUCCUGUGCAUCAGAAGACGGCCGCUCUGGAAAAGCUCACCGCCCCGGGUGCUGGAAAUGGUGGUGGCGGAGCUUCACCCGGCGCAACUUCGCCGAACCUUAAAGCGACCACCAUUACGCCAAGAUCUUCCAUUACGAAUACUGCGACUAUGAACAAGGAGAUUGAAGAUCUUAAGGCCAAGCUCAAGGUGUUGGAGAAGAAGCGCAUGGAGGAUCGCGAGAAGCUCAAUAGUCUGGAAAAGGUCAAGGCGGAGCGCGACAAGUUUGAAAGAAUUAUUCAAACGUUGCAGAUCAAGUAUCAGCCACAACAGCAGGAAAUCCAGGACCUGAAACGGCAAUUGAAGGAAGCAGAAAACAGACUCUACAAUGUCGAAGAGUUGCAGGCCGAGCAUGACACAGCCAUGGAGCUUGCCACCCUCGAUCGUGAAAUGGCCGAAGAGACAGCAGAGGUGCUCAAGGUAGAACUGGAUGCCCUCAAGCAAAAGAAUGAAGAGCUCGAGCUCGAAGUAGAAGUCCUCCGCGAGGAGAAUUCGGAGUUCACUAAUGGCAUGUCACCCGAGGAACGGGCGAGCACUGGCUGGUUACAGAUGGAGAGGAAUAAUGAACGUUUACGCGAGGCCCUGAUUCGUCUUCGUGACAUCACGCAGCAACAGGAGGAGGAGCUGAAAGAUCAGAUCAAAAGCAUGGAGGAGGAUCUACGGGAGUUCGAGACCAUCAAGGAGCAACACACGACGGCCAAGGAGAAGUUGGCGCAGACUGAAGCGAUCGUUGAGGACCUCAGAGAGCAGCUUAAUAACGCUCUUGGGGCCGAGGAGAUCAUCGAGUCGCUGACUGAGCAGACCAUGAACCAAUCCGAGGAGAUCAAGGAACUCAGGGCCGUCAUUGAUGACCUUGAAAGUCUCAAGGAGAUCAAUGAUGAGCUUGAGAUCAACCAUGUUCAGAACGAAAAGGAGAUGCAGGAGGAAAUCGACCUGAAGGACUCCAUCAUCGCCGAGCAGUUCCGCCAGGCCAAUCUGCAGAGGGAGAGCUUGGAGGAUAUGGAGUACACGCUUUCCAGAUUCAGAGAGUUGGUUACGAGCCUGCAGAGCGAUUUGGAGGAUAUGCGUGCUUCGCAUGCUGUCACCGAGAACGAGUCUGAGCAGCUCAACAGCCGCUCGCGUGCCAUGUUGGAUCUCAACAUGAAGCUUCAGAUCUCGGCUUCCAAGGCUCAAGUCAAGACUAUUGAUCUCGAGUUGCGGCGCAUGGAGGCCCAGGAGGCUGAGCAACAUUUGGAAAUUGUGAAGCUGUUCUUGCCUGAUACUUACCAGUCUGAUCGUGACUCUGUCCUGGCUCUGCUCAGGUUCAAGCGUCUGGCUUUCAAGGCCAACCUGUUGAACGGCUUCAUCAAGGAGCGCGUCAAUGGCCAACCGCACCCCGGCCAUGAAGACGACAUCUUUGACGGGUGUGACGCUAUUGACAAGCUCACCUGGGUGUCGGCCAUGUGCGACCGGUUCGUCAAUGCCAUUAGCCACUGCUCCCUGGAGCAAUUUUCCAGGUACGAGGGUGCCUUGUAUGAGCUGGAGCCUGUUGAGCGUGCCCUCAACGGCUGGAUUGACGGCUUGAGGCGUGAUGAUCUGAAGGAGAAGCAAUGUGCGGACGAACUCAAGCGCACCAUUGCGCUCAUGACCCAUCUUGGCGAGGUCCACAUCUCUAAUGACCUUGAGAGCUUCGCCGAUGAUGUUCACAUGAAGGCUUUGCUCAUGCAGAGCCAUCUCGAGUCUGCCGCUAUCUCGGUCAACUCGCUCAAGGCCAUGGUGCAGCGUGUUAUCCCUCCCAGUGGUGAAGAUGACGAGCUCGCUCAGUACUUCUCCAAGCGUGCCGAAGCUGUUGUCUCCCAGACACGCAGCGCAAAGGUGAUUGCCGGCAAGACCGUCCGCGCGCUCGAAGACCUCAAGACGCGUUCCCUCUCCCUCACUCCGGAUACCCUCGAAGCCUUUGAGCAAUCCGAAACCGCCACGCGCGACCUUGCCAAUAUGGCUCGCCAGAUCGGCCUCGACCUGCACGCCUUCCUCCACGAAGAAGGCCGUACCGAGCCCUACAACUACAUGGAAGUGCAAUCUUGCAUCCAGCGCUCGGCACAAGCCUCUUCCCCCACGGCUUCCUCGCCCGAGUCCGACCUCUUCAACACCUACCUCUCCUACCUGCGCAAUGCCACCUCCACCAUUUUUGACCUUGCCUCCUUGGCCUCCGACCUCGCCCAGACGCAGGAAUUCGACCGCACACCGGCGCCCUGGAUCCUGCGCUCUGCCGAGCUCAAGGCUGCCAAAACGGUUGCUCCCGAUAUCGACGACGAACUGCGUCGCUUGCGGGACGACAUCGCGGAGGCGCGCCGCUCCAUCGCCGUGCGCGAGGAGAUGCUUUCCACAGCACAAGUCAAGAUCGAGACGCUCGAAUCCCGGAUGCGCGACGCCAACGCCAAGGCCGCGCGCAUCGUCGACUUGGAGUCCGACCUGCAAGCCGCCAAGAAGGAGGCCGCCCAACUGCAGGAGGACAUGGAGAAGCAGGAUCGCGAGCUCAAAGCCCUGGAGAGCGACAGAGACAAGUGGAAGAAGAUUGCUUCCGAGUCGCGCGUCGUCGUGGCCGAUGGUUCCGGCGUUGGCGUCGACAACAAAGCCAGUGCUGAGCGUGCUGUGGCCACGGCCCGCGAGAUGGAUGCUCUCAAGAAGGAAAUCGAAGCCCUGCAGGCUGCUGUGCGUUACCUCCGUGAAGACUCACGCAGGGCGAGACUCAAGGAGCAGGGUGACUACGAAUGGCUUGCCGAGCCGCUGGUCAAGAAGAAGCCAUCGGUGCAGGAACAGCGGAAGCAGCUCGUCAAGAAGGAAGGAAAGGCCGUGCUUGGGGAGCUGGUCAAGCUUGUUAGCGGCGCCAAGGUGUUUGAUUUGGGUAGUCUGCCGGAGAAGGCGGAGGAUAGACUCAAGUGGAGGCCGGCGAAGACGACGCCCGGGUGGUGGGUGGCGAAGCAAAUGGAGGAUUGGGAGGCGUUGAAGGAGUGGGAAGGAAGUGUGAAGGGACGGGUUAGGGAGUUGGGUGGUGCAUCGGGAAGUAAGAAGGCGGAGAGAGAGGAGGAGGCCAAGAGGAUGGUGAGGAGGACGGCGGCGGCCAAGUUGCAGAUUAGGUUGCCGGGGAUGGAGAGCAAGGUUGGACAUGGUGGUGGUGGUGGUGGGAGGAGGGUACAGAUUGUGGGGAGUAGGGAGUGGGAGAGUUUGCAGGGGAGGCUGGCGGUUGUUGUUUGAUGAUGGGAAGUGAGAAAGCAAGCGAGCUUUGAUGAUGAAUAUGCUUAUUACUACAUUGUUUAUGAACGAAGUUAACGUUGUCAUGAUGGUCACAAGUUAUCAGUAUUAGAAAGAGAAAGGAAAAGUUGGCGUGGGAGUGCUGGUAUAGAUUUCUCCCAAAGAAAAGUGUUUCUCAACCA
Messenger RNA from Neurospora tetrasperma FGSC 2508, 4079 nucleotides. RefSeq names its product dynactin. The coding region runs from base 1 to 3900 and encodes 1299 amino acids. The transcript is spliced from 2 exons. Gene Ontology annotation, biological process: nuclear migration involved in conjugation with cellular fusion; establishment of mitotic spindle orientation. The record is from RefSeq and is a predicted model, not a curated record. Gene Ontology annotation, cellular component: cell tip; spindle; microtubule associated complex. Lineage: Eukaryota; Fungi; Ascomycota; Sordariomycetes; Sordariales; Sordariaceae.